Messenger RNA from Anolis carolinensis (green anole), 6126 nucleotides. It is a transcript of the gene kank2, whose product is annotated as KN motif and ankyrin repeat domains 2. The transcript is spliced from 16 exons. Lineage: Eukaryota; Metazoa; Chordata; Lepidosauria; Squamata; Anolidae. Gene Ontology annotation, cellular component: cytoplasm. Gene Ontology annotation, molecular function: protein binding. The record is from RefSeq and is a predicted model, not a curated record. Gene Ontology annotation, biological process: negative regulation of transcription by RNA polymerase II; negative regulation of cell population proliferation; negative regulation of actin filament polymerization. Bases 593 to 3469 code for a protein of 958 amino acids.
GAGAAAGGCGGAGCCACGAGGCCCGGUUCCUUCCCACCCGCGGCUCCUUGGGCCCCUUUUUCCGAGGGAGGAGGAAGAAGAGGAGGAGUCCAAGCGGAUGGAGGCGAACGGGAGGGAGGCUGGCUUCUCCGCGGAGAGGACCCAGCCAAGAGUUUGCAACGCCAGCCUGGACUGAGGGAGGAGAGGAAGCGCGCCUUCGCUUUGGGCACAGAGCCCAACUGGAAAUGCCUGCACGUUGUGUGAAGGGCUCCGUGCCAAAAAGAGAAGGGAAGCAGCGUACAACGGGCAAAUCGGCCCAUCAGAUGAGGUAGUAAAACUAUGAAUUAAUACGUUAGAAUUGUUGGGCUGAAAAGAAGGAAGAAGAAGACUGGGAGACAGACAUGAAAUCUCUCUUCAGGCAGCUGAGAGAUAGGGAUGUGGCACUGACAGAGUGAUUGGUUUGAGGCGGGUGUGUGCCAAAAUUCUGUUUGCCUACACUUGAAAAAUACCUAGGGCCGGCUCUGGCUGUUGUGUAGGUUCUCUUUAUGCUAUGAGAGACUUCUUUUGGAUGCUUCUGUUGGAUGUGUCUAUGAAUUUGGAUCAGGAGUAAAGAAUGGCUCAGGUUCUACACAUGGAGACUGCUUUUCCAGGGAAGCCCAAUCCCACCUCUGCUACAUCUUUCCAUGCGAAGGAGCAGGACAUGCCUUAUUCGGUGGAGACCCCCUAUGGCUAUCGGCUGGACCUGGACUUUCUGAAGUAUGUGGAUGACAUUGAGAAGGGUCACACAAUUAAGCGAAUUCCAGUCCAUCGGCGGCCACGUUACAGUUCGUUGCCACGAGGCUAUGGCUACACGGGCUCAUGGUGGACUUCCACCGAGUCCCUUUGCUCCAAUGUCAGCAUGGACAGUCACCAUUCUUCCUACUCUUAUUGUGGACGCAGCUUCUAUCCCCAGUAUCCCAACACCACACCAGGCAGUUUUAACGCCCGUGUGGAGAAGACUUUGCUGGAUGCCAGGAAGAAGCUAGAAGACCAGGCAGAUUCAGGAGAUGGGGAAAGGUCCAGAGUAAGUGGCCUUGGGAGCCUCCAUAGCAGUGUAUCUGGGUCAACCAGCUCUUUGGCGGGAAGUCAGAGCCUUUCACGCCAGACUUCUUACAAUGGUUCACAGCUGGGCGCUUCUGGACAGUUUACACCAAUUGGUUCGGGGUUGUCCACCCCAGUCUCCCCAACCCCAGGACACCUCCAGCAUGUUCGGGAGCAAAUGGCAGUUGCCUUGAAAAAGUUGCGCCUGUUGGAAGAGCAAGUCAAGAUGAUUCCUGUGCUUCAGGUGAAGAUCUCAGUGCUGCAGGAGGAGAAGCGGCAACUUAGUGUCCAGCUCAAAAGCCAGAAGUUUUUGGGACACCCUGGGGGAUUUUGUAAGGGCAAGUCUAGAGGGGAGCUCUACAUAGAUAUCCCAGAGGAGGGGACAAGUGGGAAUACAGAGGAGGGCAAAGUAAGGCCUGACACAGGGGCCAGGCUAGACAGGAAGGAAGUGAGGUCAGUAGGUGUGGGUAGGUCAGCUGAAGACAGAGAGGGGAAUGAGGAGACAGAGAGAUGUGAUGUUGGGGUGGCAGUCAAGGAAGAAGAGCUGGGGUUGCCUUCUCCUGAGGAGGAACGGCAGCGCCAAGCUGUUCAGGUCCUGUCCACCAAGAUUGCCGUACUGGAGACACAGCUGAAAAGGGCACUCCAGGAACUCCAGGCUGCCCACCAGAAAUUGGAGCAUCAGAGCAGGGAGCAGGAAGACAAAGAAAUGUCCACAGGGGAUGUGGGUCACCCAACAGAACGGGAAGUGAGAGAGGAAGGUCCAGGGCUUGCACACAGCCCGCUAGAUAACCCCAUCCGGGUGGAUACAAUCAAGGUUGUCCAAAUUGAGAGGGAGCCAGAGGUUGUAGCUAGCAAAGCCACGGGGAUGGAACACAAGCCGCAGAGGGCGCAAACGCUGGAGAGCAAAGAACCUUAUGCCAGCCUCCGAGCUUUGGCAGAGUCUGAGGAAGUGAAGAUGCCAGUGUGUGCCACAUAUCACAGCAGUGAGGUGAUGGAGACGACAUUCCCAGUCCAUGCUGGUUCAGCGACUCCUUCUUCCACAUUCCACUGUGUGAAGAAGAUCAGCAUUGCUGGCACAGAAGAGGAUGGAAAUGGAAAUGAAGACUUAACAGAGUCUCAGAGGUUAUUGGUGAGAGCUGAGCACCCAUCUAGUCACCCUCUCCAGACAGAGCAAGUAGCCCGCUGUCUGUCACAGGAGCCCGAUUUAAAUGUCCAAACUGAGGGAGAGGACCAAGCUUCAUUUACUGCAGGGAUCCGGUCAAUUAUGAAAAGGAAGGAGGAACAUACAGAGAUUGUGGCAAGCAAGAAGAGCCUCCACUUUGUGGGCAUCAAUGGAGGGUAUGAGUCCACCUCAUCUGAGGACUCCAGCACAGCAGAGAAUGUAUCGGACAAUGAGAGCACAGAGAGCGAGUAUCAUGAGGCGAGUGAGGGGCUCCCUGCCGCACAGGCAGCUAUUGCAGAGCCAGCAAAGCCUUCUGGAACUGCCGCAACUCACCCUAGGAUCGCCACAGAGGGAGGUGAAAUACCAACACCAGCUGAAGGACAAAGCAAGGAACAACCAAGCACCACCGGGAUGGUACUCAGCAAAGAGCUGCUUUCAGCCUGUGAAGUUCUUCAGAAAUACUUGGAGAGCCCCAAUGCACACAUGGAUGAAGAGAUGAAAUUAGCAUAUACCACAGUGCUUCCCUAUUGGUUGAGACUUUCCUGCCACAAAGAAGCAGAUCCAGAGUUGGUCUCGCUGCAUUUGGCUGCUUUUCGGGCUAUCUCCCCAGAUCUGCUGGAAUUCAUAAUCAAUAUGGCUGACGCCAAUGGUAACACAGCCCUGCAUUACACUGUCUCACAUUCCAACUUCCCCGUGGUUGCAAAGCUUCUUGAAACAGGAUUGUGUCAUGUGGACCAACAAAACAAAGCUGGUUAUACAGCCAUCAUGCUGACAGCACUGGCGGCCUCCCGGUCAGAAAGUGAUAUGGAUACUGUUGUGCAGCUGCUGAAAAUGGGCAACGUUAAUGCCAAAGCCAGCCAGGCUGGACAGACUGCGUUGAUGUUGGCUGUCAGCCACGGGCGUCUGGAUAUGGUGCGUGCCUUGCUUGCAAGCUCAGCAGAUGUCAACUUGCAAGACGAUGAUGGCUCCACAGCAUUGAUGUGCGCUUGUGAACAUGGCCACGCUGAAAUUGUCCGCCUGCUGUUGGCCACCCCUGGCUGUGAUGUUGCACUCUCUGACAACGAUGGCAGCACAGCUCUUUCCAUUGCAGUAGAGGCAGGCCAGAAUGACAUUGCCAUCAUGCUGUAUGCUCAACUGAACUUUGCCAAAUCUACAUCUCCGGGGACUCCAAAGCAACCAAAGCCUGACAACACAGCUUUGACAUCCAGUGAUAAUAACACCAAGGAUGAUGGUGGCACUUCUCACUAGAAUCAGAGACUCGUUCACUUUGAAGGACUGAGGAAUAAAAAGAUCUUAUGGUGCCUCUUGCAAGUUCACCUGUUUCCAAAGAAAUGCUGCCCAUAUGCAGCUUUAUUGACCUCUCCAUCAACAGGAAUGUCUCCCAUCUAAUGCACUGUCUGGGCCAAUUGGUCUUCUAGCAAAACCAGCUUUGUGCAUGGCUUUCAGGCAGCUGUUUUAGAAGUGCUGCAGUGUAACCAAGCAAAGCUUGCAUGGCCAUGUUUCUGCCAGCUAGUGAGCCAAAGAGCAGAUUGGCGAAGGGUCUUUGGAUGCAGCUUCUCAGCCAAUUUAGCACAGUUUUGCAGCUUCAUAGAGAUAUAGUUCUCCCAUUCAUGUCAACCUUCUGCAGGACAAUGGGAAUAAAAAGCAGCCUAAAUGUCCAUCAAGAGACCACUGGGAAGGAACUGCAGUUUUAUUUACUAGAGCUGAGUUGACAAAAUCAAGGUUCAUGGAGAUUCCAGUUCCAUCUGCUGUAGAGAAGAAAAGUGGAGCACUGGGACACACCUAUACCAUGAACAUCUUGAUAAUUUCGGGCCAAAUCUUGGCCUUUUCUGUCCUAGCUCCUCCUUCCAUUAAGGCUUAAUAUAUUUUAUAGAGGCUAAUGAAGGAGUGUCUCUCUAAAGCAACUCCGGACAGAAGACAUGUACCUUUUCUUGAACUGUGGCAAAAAAAAAACCCUGCUUAAAAAUGAAUUUACUUGAAAUGACUUUGAGAAAGCAUCUUGGGUACCCUGCCUUAUGUGAGCAAGUAUUUCUUAAUUUGAGGUGGGGCUUAGAAGGAUUUGUACAUUUCCUUUUAGGAAAAAAAACAAAAACGUGAUUUUGCUAUGUGAGAAUUCUUGCAAAAAGUGAGUAUGUAAGACCAGGAUGAAAGUCAAUGGAUUUUUAGUACAAGGGGAAAUUUGGAUUUUGGUAUAGAUUCUUUUCCCCAUCUGAAGCACUCAUUCUGGCCCUAGUUUGCAGUCACAAAUGAUCUAGGCCAGUGGUUCGCAACCUGGGAUCCCCAGAUGUUUUUGGCCUUCAACUCCCAGAAAUGAUAACAGCUGGUAGACUGGCUGGGAUUUCCAGGAGUUGUAAGCCAAAAACAUCUGGGGACCCCAGGUUGAGAAUCGCUGAUCUAGGCCCAUAGUUUGGAAAACAGCUUUUUGGACUACAUCUCUCACAAAACCAUGGCAGUGGCCAUGUAGACUGGAGCAUUCUGUCAACUGUAGUCCAUAAAAGUAAUCCCAAUAUGUUUCAUUUGGUAAUUUUUUCUACAAAAGGAGAGGGCAAGAUUCUUCAGCCUUUUUAGUGGUUUGCACAAGAGAUGUUUUUCCAGUGUAUUGGACCAUUUAACCAUAAUGCAAGUCAGUUCUGAUGGAUUCAAUCUAUUUUUGAGGUCUCAAACAUCUUAUAUCUCAAUAGGGUAUAUAGUUUAAAUACAGUAGAGUCUCACUUAUCCAAGCUAAAUGGGCCGGCAGAAGCUUGGAUAAGCGAAUAUCUUGGAUAAUAAGGAGGGAUUAAGGAAAAGCCUAUUAAACAUCAAAUUAGGUUAUGAUUUUACAAAUUAAGCACCAAAACAUCAUGUUUUACAACAAAUUUGACAGAAAAAGCAGUUCAAUACGCAGUAAUGUUAUGUUGUAAUUACUGUAUUUAUGAAUUUAGCACCAAAAUAUCACGAUUGAAAUAUAUAUAUAAAUAUAUAUAUAUUGAAAACAUUGACUACAAAAAUGGCUUGGAUAAUCCAGAAACUUGGAUAAGCGAGGCUUGGAUAAGUGAGACUCUACUGUAGUUCAUACCAACUAGACCAGUGGUUCCCCGGAUGUUUUGGCCUUCAACUCCCAGAAAUCCUAAAGCUGGUAAACUGACUGGGAUGUCUGGAAGUUGUAGGCCAAAACACCCACGGACCCACAGGUUGAGAACCACUGAACUAGACAAAUGCACCUGCUUUAAUUAUCCACCAAAGAAAGUGAUUUGCCACAUGGUUUGCAAGCUCACAUUUUAAUUCUUUGUGGCUUUCAAUGCCAAAAUUUUCUUCUGUCUCCUAAAAAAACCAACACAGUGAUGAAAUAGAUGAAACAUAGCAUUUUUUUUAAAUUGCCAAUCAUUCGAAAGGUACAUCCUAUUUUUAUAUAAAUAUAUAUGUGUAUAUUAAUAUACAUCAAGAAAAGGAAUAUACAUAAAUUAUUUUUAGUGCACAUUGUUUAGGAAUCCUUGAGCGUCAGUGUCCGAAAUGAUCAGGAGGAGCAGCUGGCUGAGGAAGGCUGCGAUUUUAGCUGCAAAUCUCCUGACUCAUAUCUUUGCACACACUUUAAUCUCUGCUUUGUGUAAAAGCCAAUCGAAACUAGCUGGGCUUAAAACAAAUGUUUAUGUAGAGCUAUGGCUCUUGUGUUGGUCUGAACACACAAGCGGUACAAGUAUUUCUUCUUUAUCACGGUUUCCUGUUGCUGCCUACAGAGCUGACAUUUUAAAUGGGCAACGGGAGGUUUUCAAAGUUGCAUGGCUUAGAAGAGUACCUGAAUUUUGUAUCUGGGAUUUUGCCUCAUAAAUAUGUAAUCUCUUUUACAAUUGCCAUAUGGUAUUUCUAUACAUUUAAAUGAAGUUAAUCCAAUUUAUAAAACAUAACCAAAAAUAAAAUUAUUCAAUACA